AUGUCCUGGCAGCCUUCAGAGCAAGGUCUCCAGGAGGUCUUGGGUAUGCUGAGAGAUACCAGUAGUACGGAUAGUGAAGUGCAGAGGAAUGUUGCGCAGCGACUUGAUCAACUACGUUUCGUUCCUGAUUUCCUUGCAUACCUAGCGCAUGUUUUGAUCCACUGUACCAACGAACAAGAUUCACAUCGAGCGGUAGCUGGAUUAUUAUUGAAAAACGCAGUCAAUCAACGAUCUGGUCCUGCAGCCAAUGACAACGAUGCGAGAGCAAUGGCAUAUGUGAAAGCUACUGUCCUGAAUGGUUUGGCUGAUCCAGAUCAAAUCGUAAGACAGACUGUUGGUACGGUCAUCACAAGUUUGAUAUCAAAUGAAGAACCUGGUGGAUGGCCUGAAGCUUUGGAUGCUUUGACUAAAGGUAUGGCUAGUGGAGAUGCCAAUAUCAUCGAGGGAUCGUUCAACUCGCUUCAAAAGAUCUGCGAAGAUGCACCUCAUAAAUUAGAUUUCCAAAUUCAAGGUAAAAAUUUACUUGAUCAUCUAGUACCUCAAUUUGUUGAAUAUACAGCACAUGGAGCACCCAAAAUUCGUUUAUAUGCUUUACAAAUCCUUCAAUCGUUAUUAGCCAUUCGCGUACCAUCCGUCACUGCCAAUAUCGACAGUUACAUCCAAGCUUUAUUCGCCAAAGCAGCCGACGAAUCGCCUGAUAUACGAAAAUGCGUUUGUGCUUCAUUAGGAUUAAUCUUAGGUACAAGACCAGAUAAAUUAGUACCUGAAAUGAGCAACGUUGUUGAUUAUAUCGCAUUCUGUACUCAAGAUGAUGACGAUACAGUCGCUUUGGAAGCAUGUGAAUUUUGGUUGACUUUUGCAGAAGAUUCAACUCUAAAAGAUCAACUAAGACCUUAUCUACCUAAAAUAGCUCCGUUGUUAUUGAAAGGAAUGAUUUAUUCAGAUUGGGAUAUAGCAAUAUUGGAUAUUGAUGAUGUGGACGAAGCUGUUGCCGAUAAAGAAACGGAUAUUAAACCAAGAAAUUAUUCAUCAAAAGUUCAUUCUACACAUGAAACAAAUGAUCCUUCUUCAUCGAAAUCCGGUGCAGGUUUAUCUAGAGAAGCUCAAGAUAAAGCUUUCGAUGAAGAUGAAGAAGAUGAAGAAGAUGAUGAUGAUUACUUUGACGAUGAAGACGGUUCAGGUGAAUGGAAUAUAAGAAAAUGUAGUGCUGCCGCUUUAGACGUUAUCGCCGUAUCAUUUGGAAGCGAUUUAUUGGAUAUCUUAUUACCUUAUCUCAGAGAUAGAAUCUUUGACCAAGAGUGGACUCAAAGGGAGAGUGGUAUUUUGGCUUUGGGUGCUAUCGCUGAGGGCUGUAUCGACGGUCUCGAACCUCACUUACCACAACUUAUUCCUUUCCUUCUCAAAACGCUCCAAGAUAAAAAGGCCCUCGUACGAUCGAUCACAUGCUGGACUCUUGGUCGCUAUGCCAGUUGGUGUGUUCACGUCAACAUGGAGGAUAAGACCCAAUAUUUCAUCCCGACUAUGGAAGGUCUUCUUCAAAUGGUUCUGGAUGGUAACAAGCGAGUCCAAGAAGCCGGGUGCUCAGCUUUCGCUACACUCGAAGAAGAAGCUGGACCUGAAAUGGCACCUUUCCUCGAACCAAUCUUACGAAAUCUCACUUUCGCUUUCUCCAAAUAUCAACAGAAGAAUUUGCUCAUCCUCUACGAUGCGAUUGGUACGCUUGCUGAUUCGGUUGGAGCAGCUUUGGGUUCACCUGGUUAUUUGGAUAUCUUAAUGCCUCCCUUGAUCGAAAGAUGGCAGAAACUGAAUGAUCAAGAUCCUGAUCUAGUUCCCUUGCUCGAAUGUUUAUCAUCUAUCUCCAUCGCCGCCGGAGGAUCUUUCUCAACUUACACUGGACCAGUUUAUCAAAGAUGCCUGAAUAUCAUUCACGUCACCUUAACCCAAUAUCAAGUCUUCGAACAGAACCCAGAUGAAAUCGAAGAACCCGAUCGAACAUUCAUUGUUGUCGCUCUGGAUCUUCUGUCUGGUUUGGUUCAAGGUUUAGGAGAUCAAAUGCAUGCUCUCAUAAGAGACGGUCAACCACCUUUGCUUCAUCUAUUGGCUCUUUGCUUGACCCACUUUGAACCGCCUGUACGACAAUCUGCUCAUGCUUUACUAGGUGAUAUGUCAAUGACAUGUUUCCCAUUAUUGAAACCUGUUGUCCCACAAAUACUUCCCAGUGUAAUCGAACAGAUCGUCGUUGAACCACCCGUCGAUUGCAUCUCUGUAUGUAACAAUGCUGCAUGGGCAGUUGGAGAAAUUGCUUUACAGUUCAAUGGAGAUUCAUCAACAUUAGAACCAUUCGUCCCUGCUUUAAUCCAAAGACUAGUUCCUAUCCUCUUAAAUACGAAAUCACCCAAAUCGUUGACUGAAAACGCAGCUGUAACUAUUGGAAGGUUGGGUUUAGUCUGUCCAGCUUUGGUAGCUCCUGAUUUAGGAACAUUUGCUCAAGCUUGGUGUACUGCCUUAUGGGAAAUCAAAGAUAACGAUGAAAAAGAUUCCGCUUUCAGAGGUUUCUGCAUGUUAAUUAGUGCAAACCCCGAAGGUAUACAAAACAGCUUCAUCUUCUUUUGUAAUGCCGUAUGUAAAUGGCAACAUCCAUCAGGUCAAUUAGAUCAAAUGUUCAGAUCCAUCUUACAAGGAUUCAAAUCUGGAUUAGGGGCGAACUGGGAUGCUCAAACGAACAAUUUCCCACCUGUGAUAAGACAACGUCUAGCCGAGAGAUAUGGUGUUUAA
Molecule: messenger RNA, 2775 nt
Organism: Kwoniella shivajii
Lineage: Eukaryota; Fungi; Basidiomycota; Tremellomycetes; Tremellales; Cryptococcaceae
Exons: 10
Coding region: 1-2775 (924 amino acids)
Biological process (GO): protein import into nucleus
Cellular component (GO): nucleus; cytoplasm
Molecular function (GO): small GTPase binding; nuclear import signal receptor activity
Source: RefSeq, a predicted model, not a curated record